UGUGUGGUGACGCAGCUCCGCCCGGCUGGGAUUCUUUGGCUGUGCUGAGUGAAGCGCAAAAUGGCGGACGGAGAGCUGAACGUGGACAGCCUGAUCAGCCGCCUGCUGGAGGUGAGAGGAUGUCGCCCUGGAAAAAUUGUCCAAAUGACGGAGGCAGAGGUCAGAGGACUCUGCAUAAAGUCUCGGGAGAUCUUCCUAAGUCAGCCCAUUUUACUGGAAUUAGAAGCCCCUCUCAAGAUCUGCGGUGACAUCCAUGGGCAGUACACAGAUUUACUCAGGUUAUUCGAGUAUGGAGGCUUCCCACCAGAAGCCAAUUACCUCUUCCUGGGUGACUAUGUGGACAGAGGGAAACAGUCAUUGGAAACAAUUUGCCUGCUGCUUGCUUAUAAAAUUAAAUACCCUGAGAACUUCUUCCUGCUGAGGGGAAACCAUGAGUGUGCAAGCAUCAAUCGUAUCUAUGGAUUCUACGAUGAAUGCAAAAGGAGAUUUAACAUAAAGCUGUGGAAGACUUUCACUGACUGUUUCAAUUGCCUGCCUAUUGCUGCGAUUGUCGAUGAAAAGAUAUUUUGCUGCCAUGGAGGUCUCUCCCCAGAUCUGCAGUCUAUGGAGCAAAUUCGUAGAAUCAUGAGGCCUACAGAUGUCCCUGACACAGGUUUGCUCUGUGACUUGCUGUGGUCAGACCCUGAUAAGGAUGUGCAAGGCUGGGGUGAGAAUGACCGUGGCGUCUCCUUCACGUUUGGGGCUGACGUAGUAAGCAAAUUCCUGAAUCGUCAUGAUCUGGAUCUGAUUUGUCGAGCUCAUCAGGUGGUAGAAGAUGGUUACGAGUUCUUUGCCAAGCGGCAGCUGGUCACCUUGUUUUCAGCUCCCAACUACUGCGGAGAGUUUGACAACGCUGGAGGCAUGAUGAGCGUGGAUGAGACGUUGAUGUGCUCUUUUCAGAUCCUGAAGCCAUCAGAAAAGAAAGCAAAGUACCAGUACGGAGGCCUGAAUUCUGGCCGUCCAGUGACUCCUCCCCGGACAGCCAAUCCUCCGAAAAAGAGGUGAAGAGGAUACCCCCGAACGUGACAAGAACACCCACUGAUCUCCAUCAAGACAACUCCACCUUAUACUAAGUGUGCACUGUAAAAUCACCCAGCCCUUUCGAUCCUUUUACAAUGUCACGCGCAAUUACCUUCACGAGACAGGUAAAAAGAUUCCAAAAGAGGAAAAAAAACAAACAAAAAAAACUCUGCUUCAGUCCCCAAAAAAAUCCACCUGCUCCAGUCCACAACAGGCUUGCAGAGUUCACUUUUUGUAAUGCAGUCUUUUCCAAAGGGCCCAUGAAAAAUAUCCCAGUCUGGGGUUUGUGUAAUGGCGUGGUCUUACAUUAAUCCUUUCAUCGCUGGUUAGAUCUACAUGGCGACCUAACAAUUAACCGCAUUCGUGGUAAAUGUCUAUUAAUGUGUGUUGUGGGGGUGUUUUUGUUUUGAUUUUGUUUUCUAACAUCCCAUGCUGGAGUGCAGAAUUGUGCACCAUCUCUGGCAUUAAAGUGGUUACAUUUUACCAUUGUCUCUAAAACUUCACUGCUUUUAUAACUGCUUUCAAUCCUCUUUAUUUAAAGGGUUAGUUUUAAAUUCUACAAUGUUGGAAAGCAAAUCAUUCAUGCUUUUGUGUGUUGUGGUAUUUGCUUUUUUUUCCUUUGUUCACACUUCUAGUUUUUGUUUGUGUUUUUUCUUUUCCCGCAUCUGGUUCUGUAGACAAACAACCACUUUUUCAUUCUGAGGCAAACAUGACUUCCUCAUGUCAUGAUGGUUUGUCUGCUUACAGUAAGCGGGACCCCGAGUUCCAGUGCACUGUUUGUUUUAUCUUGAACUAUAUUGCAUGUCUAAAUGAAAUGUUUAAAUAAACCUCUCGCUGCACAUAGGACACUUCCAGGUUAAUGCGCGUAUUUGCAGAACUUUUUCUUUGGUUUGGGCUCUUGAGUGCACUUGAACACUGCAGGAGGAUUGCACCCUUCUCAUGCCAAUGAUUUCACCCCCCACAAUCUUCUGAAAUAACUUAUUCAGCCAGCGGCCACAAAAUUAACAAUGUACCUUUGAAUGAGUUGUAUUCUUUACAAGCAAUCCACUAACUGCUUUAAAUCUCUUUAUUUUUUUUGUUGUAUUCCUACCAUUCAAUAAAAUGUCAUAAGAAACGUUCAUUAGUUAUUCAUUCAUAUCAGGGCUGUAGAAAGUAAAAUGUGGUGGCUUGUGAUUUGUUUUUUUCCCCACAUAUAAUAUGUGUAUUUUUUGUUUUUUCUUCUUUCCACUUAAAAUUCCGCCACUUAAAGGAACACUUGAUGCAACACAACUACAGUGUGCUGCAGUGGUUAUGGUGCUUGCGGUGUUCCUUUAAAAUCCUGCUACUUCUUCCUUCCGACAACAUGUGGUACAAGUUCCCCAAUACUAACAGUGCUUUACUUCAUGUAUUGUAAUGUCUUAAAGAAAUAUUAAGAUUUAAAAGGUCACAAUGUGUUAAAUCUACUGCAGGUAUUGAGUUCAUUCCACAGUUAGUAUGGAGUCCUGUGGUAGUGUUUUUUUUUUUUGUUUUUUUUAGUGUACAAAAUGGCAGCAAUAAAUGCCUCCUGAAAUGGCACUAACUAGGUAACACACAAAGAAUAGCAUUAACCAUUUCAUGUGGCACGCUGUAAACAUGCCAAGUCUCCAGAAUCCCAGUGUUGUGCUAGUUGCUCCAUUAAUGUAUCUUCUGCUUUCUUUGCUGCUAAUUCCGUUGUCAUUUAAAAGCAUGUUUAAGAAAGCAAGUGAAAUUUAUAGUCUGUUUACUCAAGAAUUGUUAUACAACUCUUAAUACCUAUUUUAAUGUAGUAGAUUUGCAUUAAAUAUAGUUUGUCAAAUUGAUUUUAAUAUCUCCCCCCUCCACUCUAUUGGUGUCCGUGCAUAGCCUUUUUAGGGCUUAUAUUUGCAAACAGAAGGAAAUGCGUGCAAUCUCCCAUAAAAGCUGUUUAGAAAUUAGUGCUGUGGAAUUCAAUUUCAUGUUUAUUGACUUAAUUCAUUAAAGAUCCACAUUCUGUUCUCUCUUACAA
Messenger RNA from Pelobates fuscus (common spadefoot toad), 3061 nucleotides. RefSeq names its product protein phosphatase 1 catalytic subunit beta (gene PPP1CB). The record is from RefSeq and is a predicted model, not a curated record. Gene Ontology annotation, biological process: circadian regulation of gene expression; regulation of circadian rhythm. The transcript has 8 exons. Gene Ontology annotation, molecular function: protein serine/threonine phosphatase activity. Gene Ontology annotation, cellular component: nucleus; cytoplasm. The coding region runs from base 61 to 1044 and encodes 327 amino acids. Lineage: Eukaryota; Metazoa; Chordata; Amphibia; Anura; Pelobatidae.